AUGUCCAUUGCAAUCUGGCCUCCCGUCUCGCCAGCCGAGCUCAGACUUAAAGCCUCCGAAACCCAGGCGCGCGAACUCGAUUGGAUCGUCGGCGAAACACUCGAGGUCUGUCGCGAUCUUAAACAUGGCCUUGAGGACUGCUAUGCGCUCCUCGCGCCUAUCGAUCCGGGCAGUACACUCGUCAUGAGUACGCCGCGCAACGAAAAAGUAAAGGGCACACUCACCCGUGUCGGUACUCGUAUUGUUAAAGGCACCUUCUCCCUAUCGCAGUCUAACGCUAUCCAUAUCCAAGGCCUCGAUGCUCUACACGGCUACCUAAACCAGUCCAUCGAUCUCCUCGCUAUUAUCUUAUCCAAACCACAAGACGCUAGUUCACUCGCCUCUACUCUCAGCAUUCUUGCUGAUUCUCUCUCCGAUUCAUCAGCUAUUCUCAAAGGACCUCCUUUGACAGACUCCGAUCCCGCUUGGCAGAUGUGCUCAUGUCCACCAGAUCAGUUUGUGCCAUCAAUUGGGCCCAACCUCAGCUUUUAUCUCGGUCUUCAAGAAAGCUGCAUAAUUCUGUGGCUACGUGCUCUAGAACCUGUUCAUGCGCAUGUUCAUUUUGGCACCAAGCUCGGUCUAGCCUUUGGAACUGUACGUCGGCUGGAGCAUGACGAGAUGGACACCGUUUUCCGGUAUAACACACAGGGGUCCAACAUUGGCGGCUCGAAGCGGGGCAGUGCCCGCCAUACCCCGGAGCCAGGAUCGUCCGCUGCAGAUGUGGAUAGUGAUGAUAUUCAGGAAGUGUAUGUCCGGGAAAAGGUACGCGUCGAAAGCGCAGAUCCGAGUCUCAUAUCCAUUCAGUCCAAGCUUAGCUACCUCAGUCACAUGCUUGGCCAAGCGCGAAGGAACAUUGCUGAGGUCCUGAGUGUUGACUCUUAG
Fusarium redolens is the source of this 921-nucleotide messenger RNA. RefSeq names its product RAVE subunit 2/Rogdi. Gene Ontology annotation, cellular component: RAVE complex. The record is from RefSeq and is a predicted model, not a curated record. The transcript is spliced from 3 exons. Bases 1 to 921 code for a protein of 306 amino acids. Lineage: Eukaryota; Fungi; Ascomycota; Sordariomycetes; Hypocreales; Nectriaceae.